AUGGGGAGCGGGCCCAGCCGGGAGCGGCCGCUCAGCAUCAGUGCAGAGACCCCGGGCACGGCGCAGCCCCCGUUGCCCGCACAGGCAGGUGAGUGCCUGCAGCCUCGGUACCCCCAUGUGUCCCUUCCUCCGGCCCCUCCUGGUGCCGUCGGGGGAGCUCUGAGCCCCGUCACCAUCCCCACAGCCCCCGGUGCCCUCCAGGCCCUGGCUCUCUGCGACUUCCCCUCUGGCUCGGGGGCCAUCCUGAGGAUGGGGGAGCAGCUCCGCGUCCUCUCCGAGGAUGGGGACUGGUGGCUGGUGGCAUCGGAGGUGUCCGGUAAGGAAUGCCACAUCCCCAGCAGCUGCGUGGCCAGGAUCCGGCACAGGUGGCUGUACGAGGGCAUCAGCCGGCAGAAGGCGGAGGAGCUGCUGCUCCGGCCGGGCAACGGCAGCGGGUCCUUCCUGAUCCGGGAGAGCCAGACCAGGCGAGGCUGCUUCUCGCUGUCGGUGCGGCGCUGCGAGCAGGGCUGCUGGGCCGCGGUCAGCCAUUACCGCAUCCACCGCCUGGACAACGGCUGGCUCUACAUCGUGCCUCGCCUCACCUUCCCCAGCCUGCACAGCCUCGUGGAGCACUACUCGGAGCUCGGAGAGGGGCUGUGCUGCGCCCUGGGCGAGCCCUGCUCCAUUGACGGGGUGAGGGUGGCUCCUGCUCCCGCCAUGCCCACUGUCGUGAGGAAGCCAUCGCUCAACUGGGACAAGAUGGACAGCUCCCUCCUGUUGGACACCGCGUCCCCCCCCGAGGACUCCCCCAUCAGCCUGGGCCUGCGUGAAGCCGUCAGCUCCUACCUGCUGCUGACGGGGGCGGCCAUCACCGAGGAGGGCGCUGAGGGGAAGAACUGCUGA
Molecule: messenger RNA, 882 nt
Organism: Melopsittacus undulatus (budgerigar)
Lineage: Eukaryota; Metazoa; Chordata; Aves; Psittaciformes; Psittaculidae
Gene: SLA2
Product: Src like adaptor 2
Exons: 6
Coding region: 1-882 (293 amino acids)
Biological process (GO): signal transduction; regulation of MAPK cascade
Cellular component (GO): COP9 signalosome; plasma membrane; cytoplasm
Molecular function (GO): epidermal growth factor receptor binding; phosphotyrosine residue binding
Source: RefSeq, a predicted model, not a curated record